GGUUCAAAGGGAAAUCAUUUAUGGGAGUUUGUUAGAGAUUUACUCAAAGACAGUUCUGUUAAUCCAUCAUAUUUAAAAUGGGAGGACAAAUCUACUGGAGUGUUCCGAUUUGUCAACUCGGAAGCCAUAGCGAGAUUAUGGGGAAAGAAGAAAAACAACAAACAAAUGACUUACGAAAAGCUGAGUCGGGCCAUGAGGCUUUCUUUUAUGUACUUCUUUAUCGGACUGGAAGAUGGAAAAUUCCCAAAGAAGUUAUGUUUCAAGUUUGGUCCCAAAGCACACGGAUGGCAAGAGUAG
This is a messenger RNA of Lottia gigantea (owl limpet), 297 nucleotides long. RefSeq lists its product as hypothetical. The annotation marks the transcript as partial. NCBI's taxonomy places the organism in Eukaryota, Metazoa, Mollusca, Gastropoda, Lottiidae. Gene Ontology annotation, molecular function: DNA-binding transcription factor activity, RNA polymerase II-specific; sequence-specific DNA binding. The record is from RefSeq and is a predicted model, not a curated record. The transcript is spliced from 2 exons. Gene Ontology annotation, cellular component: nucleus. Gene Ontology annotation, biological process: cell differentiation; regulation of transcription by RNA polymerase II.